Cylicostephanus goldi is the source of this 432-nucleotide messenger RNA. Lineage: Eukaryota; Metazoa; Nematoda; Chromadorea; Rhabditida; Strongylidae. The record is from the annotation of a GenBank genome assembly.
CUCCCAGCGCUUGAAGAUGCCUUUGGCCAUUUGUGGUUACCAUCGAUUAUAAUGCAGUGGUAUCUGGCAGCUCCACUACUAUUCCAACUGCAAAGAAUGGUUACCGAUAAGGAGAAGGCCUUCUUUGGAGGAGUAUCAUUGUUUUCUUUGUUGAUAUACCUGUACUCCAGGAAUAUGAUAGGAGCUUACUGGUUACAAGGUCGUCUUUGGCAAUUCUGUGCAGGUGUCAUUGCUGCAUUAUACCUGCCUAAAGAACAGUGUCUUGCACCCCCAGAGGAAGAAAUACUGCUAAAACAUGAUGAUAAGCUCGAGAGAGUCGGCCUACUCGACAACGGAGAUAGGCGCACAGAGCGAAGCGAAGGUACAAAUGUAGUAAUCCAGGUUGAUAACGAAACUGAAGCGAAAAACGCAGAAGCAAAAAUUCCCAGCUAA